GGAGAUACUCUAAUUAAGUUCCAGCCUGGGUGGGCAUGCACGAUGUCUGAUUCAGGCCCCUGUGAUGGUCCUUGUUGUAAACGCUCCCUCUGCUGGACCCUGGCAGGGCCGAGGAGCCCUGUGGUCACAUGAGAGGCCCGGCGGAGUCACAGCRAGCCAGGACGCUAUUCUUAGACGAAGGAAUGUACACAGCAGCCUCAUGGCAAUCUCCACAACACCUAACGGGAAAACUUUGUCAGUUCUAUGACAUUUUGCUUCUCCGAUGCAUGCCUGGAUCAUGCUUUUAUUCUUUUUUCAUUGUUUUAAUUAUUUUCCCACCAGCUGACCACACACUGUGGGUAAUACUGAGUGUCUGAGGGCAGGAGGAUGGCUGUCAGGCGACAGGAUAUUUUCUUUUUUAAAGACUCAGAGCUUCCCUGCCACCUGCUCGGUCAGCUCAACAUCCUGCGGCAGGAGCGCAUCCUGACUGACGUGCUGCUCUGCACCGAGCACCAGGAGAUCCCCUGCCACAGGAACGUCCUGGUGUCCAGCAGCCCGUACUUCCGCGCCAUGUUCUGCAACAACUUCCUGGAGAGCAGCCAGGCCCGCGUGAGCCUGAAGGGAAUCUCUCCCAACGUGCUCGCCGGCAUCGUGGACUAUGUCUACACGGGCUGCAUCACCAUCACCAUGGAGAUCGUGCUCCCGCUCAUGCAGGCGGCGUCCAUGCUUCACUACGGAGGUCUCUUUGAGGCCUGCUCCAUGUUCCUCCAGGACCAGUUGAGUCCUGAGAACUGCCUGAGCAUGAUCCGGCUCUCUGAGAUCCUGCACUGUGAGAGUCUGAGAGACCGGGCRAAGGAGCUGGCCGUCCGGUGUUUCUCUGACGUCGCCGCCACCGAGGAUUUCUGUGAGCUGUCUCUCCCCGAGCUCAUGUGCUACCUGGAGGAUGACCGUCUUUGUGCUGAAGAGGAGCAAGUGUUUGAAACCCUCCUGGCGUGGAUCCACCAUGACCCGUUCUCGCGGAGCGGCGCCAUCCACGAUCUCUUCAAGAAAGUGCGUCUGCGCUUCAUCCAUCCAACCUACCUCUUCCAGUUUAUCGCCAACGACCCGUUGGUGCAGUCCUCCACCCUUUGCACGGAGAUAAUCGAGUCGGUGCGUCGCCUCAUGCUCACAGCCAGCACAAAAUGUAGCCGCGAACUGAAGCCCCUCUGGACCACGCCUAGACGUUACACUUGCAGAGAAACGCUGGUGGUUGUGGGAGGACGCAAAAACAAUGAGCAGACGUCACGAGAAGCUCUGCUGUACGACGAAAGGACUCAUCGUUGGCAGUGGUUGGCCAAGCUUCCUCUGCGCCUGUACAAAGCGGCGUACGUGUGCAUUCACAGCAUCCUGUACGUCCUUGGGGGACUCAGCCUCUGCAUGGCUUCAGGUGACAGCUCAGUCAGUGCCACGGUUUACACGCUCUCCCUCAAAACCAACCAGUGGAGGACCGCCGAGCCCAUGCUGGAGCCGCGAUUCGCCCACCAAAGCGUGUCCUUUCUGCACUUCAUCUUUGUUCUAGGAGGGAUCGGGGUAGACAAGCACAUCUCUCCAUCAGUGGAGAGGUACAACAGCAUGUUUAAUCAGUGGGAGGCCAUGGCGCCAAUGCCCACAGCUGUGCUUCAUCCAGCUGUUGCAGCCAGCGAUCAAAGGAUCUAUGUUUUUGGAGGGGAGGACGCCAUGCAAAACCCAGUGAGGCUCAUUCAGGUGUAUCACAUUUCUCGCAACCUCUGGUCCAGGCYGGAGACGAGAACAGUGAAAAAUGUUUGUGCUCCGGCUGCUGUCAUAGAGGACAAGAUCUACAUCAUAGGAGGUUAUACCCGAAGAAUGAUUGCAUAUGACACCAAAGCCAACAAGUUUGUGAAGUGUGAAAACCUGAAGGAGCGAAGGAUGCACCACAGUGCUACUGUCAUCAACAACAAGCUCUACGUCACCGGUGGACGCAUCCUCAACGGCCAUGAUGUCAUCGAGGACUCGGACUGUUUCGAGUGCUACGACCCAAAAACAGACGUUUGGACUUCGAAAGGUUCUCUGCCRUACAAGCUGUUUGACCACGGCUCUCUGCCACUCGUCUGUGUCUCCAACAGGCCCAACCCACCGUGACCCACAACUCGAUCAGCCACUUUGGAGCCGAAGCUUCGGGGUGCGUUCUCCACCUCGUCUUUGCUUUGACAUGUUGGUUUUCACCCACAUCAGCAGAGAACCAUUUCAGACUGAAGCUCAGUCUCUCAGCGGCAUGUUUGCUCCCGCUGACCUUUGUUUGGAUCAAACAGGAGCCUGUAGAGGUGUCAGCACUUUGGAAUCUGAAGUGGGAAUGUCACAGAUAACGAGAGGUAGUUUUCAAAGCUCUCUGCACUGACGUCUGCCCUCGUUUGAUGCCAGGUGUUGAAGCACUCAUUUCCCAGACAUUUACACRAAGCAUAUCACUCUGUAUGGCAGCUCCAAUUUUCUUGUCCUUUUUGUGAUUAGUUACACAUAAAGGGAGAUAUAWCUGAGCUCAGUUUGUAUUGUAAAACUGAUCAUUUGCACUUCUUAUAAAUAGUUGUAAAUAACAUUCCUUCUGAUCAGAGUGCACUCAGUGAUGGGAAAAGUCAUCACAGAGCAUAAAUGAGCUUCUACAGUGUUAAUAAAAGUACCUGUCAUCUGUCAGGUCUGAUAAAAUGCUGCGGAGAGCAACAGAGUUACUCUAACAGAACAAACUGGGCCAAAGGUAUUCAGGUUUUAGGGUUUUAUUUAUGUUUUUGUGCAGAAUUGUUUGAACAGUGUGUUCAGAAAUCAAAUAAACAAGUUAAAUCAAAGCAGCUUGGUAUAGGCAGUAUAGGCAAUUGCURAGGGCACCGUCCAUCUAGGGGGCGCUGUAGAAUAAUCACUGGUUGCUAGAGUUUUUUUUCUUUUGAUGUAACUUGUUCUGUGGGUUUCUCAACUUGCUUUGUUCCUGCACGAGGAUAUUUUGUGAUAAAAGUAUCAUAUAGGAAGGAUUUGUUCAAAUUGGAUGCCCAAAUAAUAUGCAGAAACCCGAUUAAGUUCACAGUUAAAUGUUUGUUUUCAGUUCUAAAGAUCAAAACCCUGGUCAAACCCCCUGGGGUUAGUUCCUCUUAUGUCAACAUUAGAAUGCCGUAAAUUAUUGCUGGAGUGAGAGAYUUGUUGAUUCUCUUACUUUUAAAGUAAAUAACUAAAACCAAUCRCAAAGUAUAAGAUAUGUGACAAUAUCUAAAAUAAAGUUAAUCAAACAGAAAAUAUCUAUCAGUUCCCUCUCUUGACAUAACACAAAUUAUGUCAAUAUGAUGCAGUCAAAACUACUGAUGCUUAGUGUGUAGAAAACAAAAUAAGGACAAUGGAAGUUUUAGUUAUAAUCUCAGAUAAAGUCUGGUUUUCAGUGYUCUACCUUCAUAAAAUACUGAUUUUAAGUUGUUUUAUUAAUCCAAAGAGUUUAGUAAAAUGCUCCUCACUGGCUGAAAAWUUUUGAGUAGAUAUUUUACAAAAYUUUCCAGGGAARURUACCCCUGGUUCCCCCUAGAACUGCUUCUCUCCACAGCUGCGUGUUAACACGAACAGGUGUUCCUCAUUGCUGCAGCAGAUGUUGGCAGGUAUGAGGUAGACUUCUGGUAUUCUGUUUCAAAUAAAUUAUAUUAACUAUUUUAACUGGAAAAUCUGGUUUACAGAGAURAACAAUAUSAAAGACAAAACUGUUUAAUUUGAUGUAUGAAUGUAUAUACUGUAAAUUGGCUGAGAGAUUUAGAAAACUGCACAAGGGGCACCACCUAGGGCAMYAAAUUGUCUAGGRCCAGCCCUGAGUUAAAGGUAGAACAUUUCUUUAAGGAAUGCAUAUUGCCCSCCRMCCUGYAAAUGAUGUUAUGUGCAUUAGUGACCUGCUUACURCAUACAGAUGAGCAGAUAAUCUUCAUCCUGCAGCAUGAAUUCAAAACCGUAACAUUUCAAUGACUAUCUUUAACUGACGUUCUUUCAUUCAUCCUUUCCUAAAAUGUACUAUACUUUGUUAUAAAACAUCUAAAUUCUGCUUGAUAUGAUUCUUUUAURCCUACUGAGUCAUUUUCUCCACACRUAAGAAUGUUAUUGAUGCAGACACACCAACACAUUUGCUCUCCACACACUUCCGCUAACGUGCAUUAUAUUUAACUCGUGCGUGAUGUUAUGAGAAUGCAGGGAAUAUGCUGCUUUGUGUUUCAGCCUGACUGACAGGACGACCUCUUGACCUAGCUGCAUGUGUGCUUCUUUAAACGGGGGUGUCUGGUAUGAGGAGCCCCCCACAUGCAGAGGCUAAAUAUCCGGUUACCAGAGGCCUCCCUGAGGGAGUUUAAACGGGAGAAUAUCCAGGGAUCCAAUUUCCCUUUUUAAUCUACGUCCAUUAGUGUGGGACCUGAAAGCAGAAAGCAAUGUAUGGAGUUUCUGGUAACAGGCGAUGACUAAACAAAAUGUUAUCAGGGGUUCACACUGUUUGGACUGAUCAACCCUGAACAUUUCGUUUGACACAGACUGGUUUGUGUGAUUCCUUGUUGGACGUCAGGUGCUGGGAUGAGUCACUCACAGCAGCGUUUAGGCUGAGCUGCUGCAGAACACACAGCCUGUUCGGGACAUUUAAUGACCGGGUGUUUGCUUCACUGCCUUUCAAUAGAAACCAGUGUGUGAGGGUCACCCUUCAGGGAAGCUGUGACCACGCAGGUUAUUUUCAGUGUCUGUUACUAGCUGAGCUAAGGAUGGAUUUUCAUUUGCCUAUUCUGUGUGUGGGGGACCAGAUAUGAACACAGAACACAUAUAUAAACCUGUAACGUUUACUCUAUGUAUUGUUUGUAAGAAAAUAAUUUUCCAUGAAUUUUUAAGAUUAUAUAUUAUUAAAUUGAUUGUUCUGAACUGUAAA
Austrofundulus limnaeus is the source of this 4891-nucleotide messenger RNA. It is a transcript of the gene klhl38a, whose product is annotated as kelch-like family member 38a. NCBI's taxonomy places the organism in Eukaryota, Metazoa, Chordata, Actinopteri, Cyprinodontiformes, Rivulidae. Gene Ontology annotation, molecular function: protein binding. The transcript is spliced from 4 exons. Bases 367 to 2118 code for a protein of 583 amino acids. The record is from RefSeq and is a predicted model, not a curated record.